GGAGAAGGCCGGGAGAAAAAAAAAAUAAGAAUAAGCAAGGCGCGCCGCUGUCGCAGCCACUCAACAGCAAGGACGACCGGCCUCGGCCGCAUUGGGCGGAUGACUCAACCAGCACCAGAACUUUGAAAGGUCCCCCCAGACAGACAGGAACAGAAAAAAAACAUAUCAUUUGCAUCCUGGAUACUGGUCCUUUCUGUUUUUUAUUGCUCUGUUUUUUCCUUUUCCCCCCUCGCCUUCUCACCUGGCAUAAAUAUGCCCGCCCCUGGCGCAAUAACCCCGCCGUCAUGCAAUGGCGACAUUGCUUGCGAUCCCGCUUGGGUGGUGCAGAAAUUUGGAGGAACCAGCGUGGGCAAGUUUGCAAUCAAUAUUGUGGACCAGAUUGUUUUUUGCGCCGAGCAAAGAAUCGCCGUUGUAUGUUCUGCCCGGAGCAGUUCGUCAAAGGCUGAGGGAACUACGAAUAGAUUACUACGUGCCGCGAGAGAUGCUGAGAGCCCUAAAUCGAAAUCCUAUGAUAUUCUUGUGGAAGCCGUACGCCAAGAACACAUUGAAGUCGCAGAGCAGCAAUUAAGAACGGUCGCAUUGAAGGAUCGUUUGAUCAGCGAAAUCAAUGACGAGUGCGCCCAUGUGCUCAAAAUCCUCGAGGCAGCCCAGACCCUGGGCGAAACAAGUGCACGAUGUGUCGACAAGGUUAUAAGCGCCGGGGAGAAACUCAGCUGUCACUUUAUGGCUGCCCUACUGCAGGAUCGUGGCGUGGACUCCGAAUACGUUGAUCUAUCCGACAUCAUUGAUUUUCCCGUGAACAACAACGGUCUCGACCAAGAGUUUUAUAACAAUUUAGCCGAUGCCUUGGGCUCGAAGGUCCAAGCCUGCGCCCCAAAGGUGCCCAUAAUUACAGGGUAUUUUGGACCAGUCCCGGGUGGACUAUUAGACAAGGUUGGUCGUGGAUACACCGAUCUCUGUGCCGCUCUCGUCGCCGUGGGGGUCAAAGCAAAAGAGCUUCAAGUUUGGAAAGAGGUCGAUGGCAUUUUCACGGCAGAUCCCCGAAAAGUCCCUACGGCGCGUCUCUUGCCAGCUAUCACACCUGCCGAGGCGGCCGAGUUGACAUUUUAUGGAUCUGAGGUUAUUCACCCCUUCACCAUGGAACAAGUCAUCCGAGCUCGAAUACCGAUUCGUAUCAAAAAUGUGAUGAAUCCAAAAGGAAGCGGCACCGUCAUCUUCCCCGACUCUUUAGGAGAUCUCGAGAGAAUAGCAGCGGGAGAGGAGACGAAGCUCAUUCGGACGAGAAGCUCAAGCGUUCUAUCGGCACAGCUCCAGGGUCCUAAGCGACCGACUGCAGUGACCAUCAAACACAAAAUCCUAGUGAUUAACGUGCAUUCGAACAAGCGUUCGCUCUCGCACGGGUUUUUUGCCGGUAUAUUCUCCGUGUUAGAUCGAUGGCGGCUAUCCAUCGACUUGAUCUCCACAAGUGAGGUGCACGUUUCCAUGGCUCUUCAUUCUGAAAUGCCGCUGCUCAAUGGAGUUGGGAGAGACGAAUAUCAGAUUAUUGACGAGGAUCUUCGUGGUGCUAUUCAAGACUUACGAAAAUAUGGGACAGUUGAUAUCAUACCGGAAAUGGCGAUCCUGAGUCUGGUGGGCAAGCAGAUGAAGAAUAUGGUCGGUGUUGCAGGACGCAUGUUUUCGACGUUGGGUGAGAACAACGUCAACAUUGAAAUGAUUUCCCAAGGUGCGAGUGAAAUCAAUAUCUCGUGUGUGAUUGAGGAAAGAGACGCAGAUCGAGCUAUCAACAUUCUACAUACAAGCCUCUUUACCUUCUUGGACUGAUAGAAAGCCGUGGAUAUGGUCUUUCUCAUUUUUAGCAGCUGAAAUUAUUUGCACAUAUAUCUUUCUAAGCGCCGCGUUCGGCUGAACGAUUAGAUUUGUUUCCAUGUCAAAAAGCACAGUUUGAUAGAAUUGCAUGUUGCUGGGCUGUUGUUGUGUACAGGAAUUGGCGUUUUCCCCCUCCCUUUCGGAGACAC
Talaromyces proteolyticus is the source of this 2015-nucleotide messenger RNA. Its product is annotated as aspartokinase. The transcript has 4 exons. Bases 253 to 1821 code for a protein of 522 amino acids. Gene Ontology annotation, molecular function: aspartate kinase activity. Gene Ontology annotation, biological process: amino acid biosynthetic process. The record is from RefSeq and is a predicted model, not a curated record. Lineage: Eukaryota; Fungi; Ascomycota; Eurotiomycetes; Eurotiales; Trichocomaceae.